Messenger RNA from Aureobasidium pullulans EXF-150, 1962 nucleotides. RefSeq lists its product as uncharacterized. NCBI's taxonomy places the organism in Eukaryota, Fungi, Ascomycota, Dothideomycetes, Dothideales, Saccotheciaceae. The record is from RefSeq and is a predicted model, not a curated record. The transcript is spliced from 2 exons. Bases 1 to 1962 code for a protein of 653 amino acids.
AUGGGGGCCGCUCUUUCUUCGCCUCAGCUGGGUAAUGGGUUAGUGUCUGUUGAUAGCAGCUCUAGCACGCCUGUUGUGCCCUUUGUCACAGCCUUUUCAGUGGCUUCCACCGACACCAACUCCUUCGGAUUCUCAGCCACCAUGACAGAUGCCGGUUACAGUGCUCAUAUCCGGUACACAGAUUCUGCACACGCUGUAUCGACUUUGGAUUGCUCCAUUGCGGCUUACUCGACUGAUCAUAAUACUGGUGGAUUCGCUGAAACCACGACUUAUGGCAGUGUCUUAUGCCCAGUCGCCAACAUCGAGAUUGGCACUGGUACUAUGUUCGUCACAAUCGAUGUUGAUCCUCUCGCCUAUACAGGUUGGGAACCGGGAACAUAUGCGAUUUACGUCGGACCAUCUACGGCCACGACUACUGGUGAUAUCACGGUCAGCACGGCCGUCGUCCCCGGUCAGAUAACCUAUCUGGCCACUGAGACUUCGACUGUGUACCGCACCACGAAGACUGUCGCAGCUACGACUACACUUACUGGUGCUUAUGCCGCGAGUCGUUGCACCAGUGUUUCAGAAUCGACCCCAACGACUUUGCUGAAGACAACGGUAAAAUCUUCGUCAACAAGGAUAUCAAGCUUGAAGUCAUCCACGAGCGCAUCUAGCUCAAGCAAAGUUCUGUCAGGAAGCUCCUCGACACAGAAAGCUACUACGAGCUCUGUCAAGUUGACAGUGUCAUUGAAGUCCAGCUCGACCUCUAAAGCUUCCAUGUCUUCACAAACUUCCAACUCCAAAUCGAAAUCUAGCAGCUCCAAAAGUUUAUCGAGGUCUACCACAUUUUCAACGUCCAGAAUCACAUCUUCACCGCCAUCUUGCAACACUGGAGCUAUCGUGAGGUCACUAUCAAGCUAUCCUCCGCUUGCAAGUCAUCUCUGCCAAGAAGUUAUUAGCAGAAAGCGUGCAUUCCCUGCUUCAAUCUCUGUGUUUCCGGAUUCUCAGUUGUCGAGUGCUUGCUCUUGUUAUAUGAAGCCCACUGCAAUCGCGGCUUCAAGUACAAAGAAGAGUUCUUUGUCCAAGAGACAAGACAUGAGCGUUGAUCAGGCGUCGAUUCCUACCAGCACUCCAAGCACUACGCAUACUUCACUAGCACAAACCUCCACAGAAGUCGCGGAUGAUAGCGGAUUCACUACUUCUGAGGGACCUACGGUAGAGACUCCGAGUACCACUCCGCUGGCUUUGGAGAUCUCGACCUCCAGCACGGUCUCUUCUUCGUCUCCAUCCACAGAGAGCUCAACUUCUGAUACAGUUAUUUCUUCAUCUUCUCCUACGACAACACUUUCAUUCCAAGCAGAUGUGACUUCUGUCUCAGGUUAUGGUCCGCCCACUGCUUACUCUAUCUCCACUACCACGCUGUAUAAAUCUACACAAAUUGUAUAUUCGACUGCUCAGCCAAAAGUUUCGUCUGCAACCACCAUUACCAUCAGCAGUGCUACUUUGACUGUCAGUGGAAGCUCGGUCGUAACCGUAGACAAACGUACCCAACCCACAACCUGCGUUGGCAACUCCGAUACCGUCACUCUCUCGGCAAGAUCACUCAGCUGCGACAAUCUGAAAUUACACACCACAUUCCUCUGGGUGAUGAUGGGAGCACCCUUCGACUUCUGCGCCUACUAUUUGACCGCUAAUCGCAACACCUCUCCGCUUUCCGAGAUGAGCGCCAGCACUCUGAAAGAUACUUGCAACUGUUUGAUACAACACAAGACUUAUCCAUUACCUGUAUUCAAGGAUCAGGCUUCGUUUUCGCCAAAGAGCAGUCGGGUGUGUAAGCAAGAUGUUGGCAAACGAAUCAGUGCGCUUUUCCAAGAGUCGGAUGUGUUUUGCAAGUUCUAUACUAGUACUGCGAGAUCAGUUUCGCCGUUCAUUGGGGUUUCUCCUGCUGAAAUAUUUGCGGGAUGCAAGUGUUUGGCUUAG